Molecule: messenger RNA, 1263 nt
Organism: Lathyrus oleraceus (garden pea)
Lineage: Eukaryota; Viridiplantae; Streptophyta; Magnoliopsida; Fabales; Fabaceae
Exons: 2
Coding region: 1-1263 (420 amino acids)
Source: RefSeq, a predicted model, not a curated record
AUGGAGUGUGAGAUUGCAUCAAUUGAGAAGAAUGGAGCAUGGGAACUAACAGAUUUGCCAACAAGAGCAAAGAAGAUUGGUGUUAAAAGGGUAUUUAAGACCAAGAUGAAUGAAAUAGAAGAAGUAGACAAAUGCAAAGCUCGUCUUGUAGCGAAGGAUUAUGCUCAGCAAGCUGGAAUUGAUUACACUGAGGCCCCUCGAGCAUGGUUCAACAAGAUAGAAUCAUACUUUUUUAAUGAAGGCUUUGAACGAAGCACGAGUGAUCACACGUUGUUUACAAAGAAGGAAGGGGGAAGAGAUGUUCUUAUUAUGAAUUUGUAUGUGGAUGGCCUCAUUUUUAGAGGAAGCAGUGAGAAAAUGUUCCAAGAAUUCAAGAGCUCAAUGAAAAGGGAAUUUGAGAUGACUGAUUUGGGAUGUAUGAGAUAUUUUCUUGGUGUGGAAGUGACACAAAAUUCAAAUGGAAUUUUUAUUUGUCAAAGGAAGUAUGUCAACGAAGUAUUGGAAAUGUUUGGUUUACAAAAUUGCUCAUCUGUUACUAACCCAAUUGUUCCAGGGUGCAAGCUCACAAAGGAUGCUGGAGGAUUAAAGGUUGAUGCUACCACAUAUAAGCAAAUGGUGGGAAGUCUUAUGUAUUUAACUGCCACUAGGCCAGACCUGGUGUAUGUUGUAAGUUUGGUGGCUCGUUUCCUGGAAGCUCCAACUACUAUGCAUCAACAAACAAUGAAGAGGGUUUUACGCUACUUGAGAGGAACUACUGAAUUGGGGUUGUGUUACAAAAGAGAAGGAGAAGAGAAUUUGGUAGCUUUUUGUGACAGUGACUAUGCCGGAGACCUUGAAGACCGAAAGAGCACCUCGGGGUAUGUUUUUAAGAUGUCGAAUGGAUUAGUUGCUUGGAGUUCUAAGAAGCAGUCUGUGGUGUCACUGUCCACUACCGAGGCCGAAUUUAUUUCUGUAGCAGCUUGUGUUGCUCAAAGCAUUUGGAUGAUGCGUAUACUCGAGAGUUUGGGGGUUAAGCAAAGUAAGUGCAUUAUCUUUUGUGAUAACAGUUCAACGAUUAAACUUUCAAAGAAUCCUGUUAUGCAUGGUAAAAGUAAGCAUAUUCAUGUUCGAUUUCACUUUCUUCGUGAGUUGGCAAAUCAAGGAGAAAUUGAAUUAGUGCACUGUGGUACUAAGAAUCAGUUAGCUGACAUCAUGACAAAAACUUUGAACCGAGAAGUAUUCAUGAAGUUGAGAGAAAUUAAACUGACUAUGAUUCUUGAAUAA